UCUAUAGACGAAACUAUAAAAUGACAAGUAGGAGCGGUUAGCAAUGGCGUUCAAUUUUUCGGCAUUUUCCUAUAUCAUAGCACUUAUUAUAGAUGCUUUUCUUAUAUUUUUCUCUUUAUUUCACGUCAUAGCUUUCGAUGAAUUGAAGACAGAUUAUAAAAAUCCAAUCGAUCAAUGUAAUAGUUUGAACCCCUUGGUUCUUCCGGAGUAUUUGCUUCAUUUAGUGUUCAGCUUCUUAUUUGCCUGUUCAGGAGAAUGGUUUUCUUUAAUGUUGAAUAUCCCUCUAUUAGCUUAUCACAUAAACCGAUACAGAACAAGGCCUGUGAUGUCAGGACCUGGAUUAUACGAUCCUACAAGUAUAAUGAAUGCAGAUGUUUUGACUAAAUGUCAGAGAGAGGGCUGGAUCAAAUUGGCCUUUUAUUUAUUAUCAUUUUUCUAUUAUCUUUAUGGGUAUGUAAUAUCUUUGGAAAGAGAACAUGAAAUAACGUGAUAGUUUUUGUAAAGAAUGUAUGUUAUUGGGUCUAAUUUUAAUUUUUAUUCCAUUCAUGAAGUAAGUUAAAUGCUAUGUACUUACAAAGUAUCAUUAACCUGGUUUUUUAAAAAAAAGAAAUUAUUUAACAAUGAAUAUUCUAAAUUUUAUUAUUAUUGGAUGGUAUAAUACUUUCUCUAAUAACAAUAUAAACAUUAUAUCAUUGAAUAAGUAUUCAACUCCUUUCUAAGUAGAAAGGAGUUGCUUUUUUAGCAUACUCUGCUAUAACCACAAUAAUAAUUUCAUCAUUUAUAUUAUUCAAAUAAGAAAGAAUAAGUUUUUUGACACUAAGAUCUUCUCCAAACUAGGAGUACUAUUUUUUUAUUUUAUUUAUUAUGGUGAAUAAGACAAACAUUUUUUUAUGCCAAGGCGAACUCAUCUUAUAUCAUCAAUAAAUCCAUGUGAUACAUAUUACAUGAAGUUUUAAUUCUUAUCAUCAGUUGAGAACAUCUGCUCAUAAUUUAACUAUACUAGUAGAUUUGAAUUGGUAAUUGUUUUAGUAUAAUUGUCAUCAGAUUCCUAGUAGAGAGCUUAAUUUUUGUGGAAAAUAUUAAAUAUAUUGUUUAAAAAUCAA
This is a messenger RNA of Harmonia axyridis, 1103 nucleotides long. Its product is annotated as protein cornichon. Gene Ontology annotation, biological process: endoplasmic reticulum to Golgi vesicle-mediated transport. The transcript has 2 exons. The record is from RefSeq and is a predicted model, not a curated record. NCBI's taxonomy places the organism in Eukaryota, Metazoa, Arthropoda, Insecta, Coleoptera, Coccinellidae. The coding region runs from base 44 to 490 and encodes 148 amino acids. Gene Ontology annotation, cellular component: COPII-coated ER to Golgi transport vesicle; endoplasmic reticulum membrane.